AUGGCGGCGCAAUCCUGGGCGUAUCCAGGACUCGCCCAUGUACAUGUGUGUCUCUUUACCAACGUCAAGAAUUCUAGCGCGAUAAGAGCUCGCCUGGUCAGCGCGGCAUCUACGCCUGGCGAAGCAGGCGACGUGGAAAGGGCCGCCGUUAAUUUUGCGUUUAUAGACGCCGCCCCCAUCAUAGACUCGCUUCACUUGCAGACCGCAGUGCUUCAUGCCAUCCUUUCAUUCCAAAGUAACCAACUUCGAACCAAGAGCGUUCAUUCUGAAAUCCUGUUUGCUCUGAACCCGAGCAACAACAUCACGGAAUCAAUCAGGCGAUUCGGCAUUAGUAAUUCGACGACGUCGAUUAUUCUUGUCAGAGUGGAGAAUUGGACGUCUGGUCCUUCUCGCCAGGACGACGGUUUAUAUGAGAGCAUGAGAUCCAUAGUUCAGGGUGACGUGCUUCCUUUGACCCAUCUAAGCGACAUCACAGAUUGGGGAUUGGUAUCGAAGUAUUACAAGAUCAAUCAGUCCUACCUUCCACCAAGCUCCCUUGGGAAUAGCCCAACAUAUAUCAAAAGCAUUGCGGACACCAAACGAGUACGAGAGAUUGUCAUAAGCACUGUAGCGACAAAAAUGGUGAUGUAA
This is a messenger RNA of Cantharellus anzutake, 630 nucleotides long. RefSeq names its product kinase binding protein CGI-121-domain-containing protein. The coding region runs from base 1 to 630 and encodes 209 amino acids. Gene Ontology annotation, biological process: telomere maintenance via recombination; tRNA threonylcarbamoyladenosine modification. Gene Ontology annotation, cellular component: nucleus; EKC/KEOPS complex; cytosol. NCBI's taxonomy places the organism in Eukaryota, Fungi, Basidiomycota, Agaricomycetes, Cantharellales, Hydnaceae. The transcript is spliced from 4 exons. The record is from RefSeq and is a predicted model, not a curated record.